AUGGCCAGCCUGUCCAGGCCAGCUUGAGCCCGAGGACUCCCUCAGGCUCUGGAUUACUGCUCUAGGGGCUAUAGCCCCAGACCUCAAGAGAGUGGCAUGUCACAGGAGGCCACAGGGGUACCAGCCAUGCCAAGAGCGGGGCAUGGCCAGACUAAGGCCAAAGCAGGGUUGCUUCUAGGCACUGACAGGAAGGGGAGCCGCCUCAGCAGGACAAGGCAGGAGCUGUGGGACAACACCAGGUGGAAUGAUCACAGGUCGAGCAGAGCCACCGCUGCCCCUCGAGGGACCAGAGCUAAGGGAACAGCUCAUGGCAGGAGUGAAGUCAGCCCUGAGAAUGCAGCUCGGGAACGGAGCCGGGUGAGGACGCUGCGCCAGGCCUUCUUGGCCCUGCAGGCUGCUUUGCCCGCCGUGCCACCUGACACCAAGCUUUCCAAGCUGGACGUGCUGGUGCUGGCCACGAGCUACAUAGCCCACCUCACCCAAACCCUCGGCCACGAGCUGCCCGGCCCUGCCUGGCCGCCCUUCCUGCGUGGACUCCGGUACUUACAUCCCCUCAAGAAGUGGCCCAUGCGAUCCCGUCUUUAUGCAGGAGGCUUGGGCUGCUCCAGCCUGGAUUCCACUCCAGCCACCGCUGCCAGCCAGAGAACCAGGGACGAACAGGUGGGGGCCCAGGUCUCUGUAGACACAGAUAUCCUCCUCCUCUCUGACCCGGGUAGCAAAUGACCAGCGCGCUCUCAAGACUGUGAGUCUCGCUGAAGGACCUGUCUUCCCCCCUGAUUCUCGGCCUUGACUCGGGGCUCAGCUCUCAAGCCCAGGCUCUGCUUCCUUCCGGCAGGCAGAAGAAGCAAUGGUGACGUCAGUGGUAGAGAGGACGGAGGGGACCCAGGAUGAAGACCUCCACCUUUGACUCUUGGAAGGGGACAUUCCUGGCACUUCUACGGUGGUGACAGGAAGUGAAAGAGCGAAGUGCGUGGCGUGGUUCUAAGCUAGGGAAUCACCCUCCCCUGUCUUUCCUAGGCCUCUUCACCCAGCAGAAAGACAGAAAUUACUCGGCUGGCGCGGGCGGGGGAGGCUGGAAAGCGGCAGCCCCAGGUGCUCUGUGGGUAUCUUGAGAACAUGAAGGGCUUUUGGUAGCAGUAAGUGUGAACGUCUCCAGGUCACACGGUAACAAACCCAGAGAGGAGGCUGAAGAAUGGGGGGUGAUUUUUUUUUAAUUGCCCUACAAGAUGCUUACUCAACAUCAAAGAGGCAGAAUUUAGGGUCCUUGUCCCUGGGUUAUGGUUAUGGUCUCUCCAGCUGCCCCCCAUCACCACGUCCCCCACCGGGGCCCUGCACCCUUUCAUUUUUCCCUAGCACGAGUUCUGUCUAGAGAUGAAGCCAUCACACUUACAUGGCUGACAUUCCAUGGGAACUUAGCUGGUCCUGGCUGUCUGGGGGGAGAUCAUUUUAUCCCAAAGGCAUCUCUACUUUCACUCAAAGAGGCAGCCACUCACAGCCCUGCCUACAAAGGGUGUCACCGAUGCUCAGCUAUCGCCUUGAAGGGCCUGAAACAGAGCAUGCAUGUCUUUCUCGUGGGACCACAGCCACAAUGUUCAUUUCUGUUGUUAGAAACCUCACCUCAAGGGAAUACGAGACAAGGUGGGCUUUAGCGUGCUUUCUAUGCUGUCAUGGAUUGGGGCUUCGUUUGGUUUGGUAUAAUCUACACAGUUCUAGAAAUCAGUUACCAAGGCCAACUUCUCACCAAUGCUUUGACAUCCCAGGCUCACCCAGAGUCCUAGUACAGGGUGUCAAAAAUUUGCUAUAGCUUUAGCAACGAUUGUCCUUGGCCCUGACAAAAUAAUUGGAGGACAAAGCAUGCAAUGAGAUGGGUCUUCCAAGUCAGAUGUCGUCAGAUUGGCCCCUGAGGUCUAGACAUGGAAGAACAGCCUUCCUGUCAAACUUCAGUAUCCGAGGCCAACUAGAGUCCCAACAGGGCGAUCGGAGUUGGGUGGAGGCUUGGGCAGGCUGGAAGGGACUGGGUCUGCUCCUCCAAAGGGCUGACCAGGACAUCCGGGGAAAGGGGGUUGGGGGGUGUGUGACUCAGAGAGCUGUGGUGGAGCUGGAAGACACAGAACGUCCCAUUCUGAGCUGCAUGGAUGGGGAGAACAGCUGGGCUGUGGCUGGGAGCCACUGCAGAAGGCCUCAGCCAAGGCCAAACGCAUAAAUCUGCCUGGUCCCACAUUUCUGCUAAGAGACCCUGAGAACUUGCACGGAGCUGAUGCGGGCAGCUGGACGGGGCCAGGCAGGGGCAAGGACCAGGUGUGGGAGGGCAAGAGCAGCAUUCUUCACAAGACCAUAAAAGUCCAGCCUGGGGGUUCUAUUUUUAAAACCAAAUCGCAGCAUCUCCCCGGGUGAGUUGGAGGGGUAAAAAGGUCAUAAUUCCCUCCCAGCCACUGGUCUCUGGACAGGCAGGGACUUGGCUUUGGCAUGUGCCGGGAGUCCCCUCAGAGCCUAGAGCAUCUCUCAGUGAAUGAGCAGAGUUUGAUUUAGAACUAUCCGUGUCCACCCUGUCUAGACUCAAGCUGUUGCCUCACCUUGACAGACCCCGCAGGGCUGGACACAUAACAGUACCUGGUGGAAAAGACAGGAUGAAACUGGCAGAGGAUUGAGUGAAGAAGAGCAAGCCCAUCAGGAGGUUUUGGGCUUUUGUUUUGUUUUUGGCAUGGCUCACCAUGUAGCCCAGGCUGGCUUUGAAGUUGAAAUUCUUUUGCCUUAGCAGGGAUGAAGGCACAGUCAGCCUGGGAGUUAGAGGGGCUGGCAAUGGGAGUCAAAGGAAAGCCCAGGACAUGACUGGGGCCUCACCCGCCACAGGGUCUCUCGUUGGCCUGAAGCUCACCAAACGGGUUAGACUGGCUGGCCCCCAGCAUGCCUCUCUGCCUCCUUAGCCCUGGAACUGCCAAGCAUGCAUCUCUGUGCAGUUGGCCUCAUUUACAUGGGUCCUGGGGUUUGAACUUGGGUCUUUAUGCUUACAAUGCAAGCACUUCUCAGAGUGAGCUGUCUCCUCAGCCCCCUCUUUUUCUUUUUCUAUUUUUUUUUUGUAAGACUGGGUCUCAUGUAGCCCAGACUGACCUUCAAAUCACUAUGUAGCCAAAGGCAGCCUUAAAGCCCAGACCGUCAUCCUUAUACCUCGUUUGUCACCACGCCUGGAUCAAUACAUGUCUUUGAUUUGUUA
Molecule: messenger RNA, 3211 nt
Organism: Mesocricetus auratus (golden hamster)
Lineage: Eukaryota; Metazoa; Chordata; Mammalia; Rodentia; Cricetidae
Gene: Tcf23
Product: transcription factor 23
Exons: 3
Coding region: 97-723 (208 amino acids)
Biological process (GO): regulation of transcription by RNA polymerase II; developmental process
Molecular function (GO): protein dimerization activity; DNA-binding transcription factor activity, RNA polymerase II-specific; RNA polymerase II transcription regulatory region sequence-specific DNA binding
Source: RefSeq, a predicted model, not a curated record